CGAAGCAUAUGAAACUAUAUCCAAUGGCGUGCUACUACAUUGUGAUCAGUUCCACCCACCUGCGUGACGGACAGCUGAGGAGCAUCAAGGGGGUGUUCAGAGGACCAAUAGGAGCCAACGGCCAACGAAACACGGAGGAAGGGGACUCCAGUCUCUACUGCGAGCUGUGCGACAAACAGUACGUGAGACACCAACAGUACGACAACCACAUCAACUCCUACGACCACCACCACAAGCAGCGACUCAAGGAGCUGAAACAGAGGGAAUUUUACAGAGCGCUGGCCUGCAGGAGGCAGAGGAGACGCAGGGAGGAGAGGAGGGAGGAGAGGGUGCUGAGGAGGCUCCAUCAGCAUGAGGAGCGGAGGACAGGAGAGUGCGCUCCAGGUUCCGGCCCCAUGUUCAGAUCCACGACUGUGGCGGUUGAUCCAGCGAACCAGUCCAGACCGGACUUUGUGCAGAACUGGGCCGACAUCCACACAAGCAGCGCCACACUGGGAACAAAGCCUCAGACCCCCCUGAUCCAGCCCUUCCUCCCCCUGGACCCUGCACUGGAGACCAGACUCCUGAGCGACACGCAGUGGGUGUACGACCGAGUGGACGCCAACAACACAGCAAAUACUGCUGCUGCUGAAUCCUACGUCCUCAACAAGACCCAUCUGGACUACAGCGGCCAGACGGCUGCCACCAUUACCACCACCAACAACAACAACAACAACAUCAUGAACACUGAGAGCACAAAUGUCAACUCUUCUACCAAUAGCAGCCACUUUAACAAGAUCCCCUGGGCUCAUAAUCAUUUAAAGAACCCCAUUACUCCCAAUAACAUCCCAACAACUGCCACUAAUGCCUCCAUCUUCAACAAAACCACUGUGACCAGCUUCAGCAAGACCACCACCACCACCGGGCCGCCCGUCGCCGUGACUGACACGACCAGCAUCAGCAUCAACAGUAGCAGAUCGGCGCGUGGAGCAUCGGACUCCCAGUGCGUCCCGAGCAGAGUCCGUCCCGUGUCCUUCUCGCUGCCUAAAAGGAGCUGCGUCCUCCUCCACCAAUCAGCAGCCGUUUUCAUCCAAGCCGGACGAGGCUCAGGCUUGUCAGGGAAGCAGGAGGGUGUGACGGUGCAAGAAAGAACCAAAGAUCUGGGGGGGAAAGUCGCAGAACAGCAGCUUAAAUCUCCAGUAUCUGCAGACGUGGAUGUUGUAGCUGUAGAUCACUUUGACACUGGAAACCAGUGCAGUGUGGACAGUAAAACUGCAAUCCAGCACUCGGAGGCUGGAGCCAGUGUGUCUGCUGAGAGGGGAACUGGAGGACUCUCUGGGACUGGAGCCCAGGUUUCUUUAUGUAAUCGCAAUGGGAUCAGAGUUGAGGACUCUGUUAUCAGUGGGAACGGAGCCCAGCUCUCCUUAUGUAAUGACAAUGGGACUGGAGCCCAAGUCAGCAGCGAAAGUGGGACGGGUGCUAAUCUUCAUUUACAUGAUGCGACACCAGGACAGAUUUGUGACAGUCUAAGCACAACGGAGGCUCAAGCUUCAGUACCCAGAGACAAUGAGGCUGAAACCCACGAUGACGUAGACAAUCAGAUGGAGUUAGACCCCGCCCAAGAGUCGAAAGACCCGCCUCGAAAAUCACUUUCUGGUGUUUUAAAUGAGCCCAAAGAGUCUUCAGUUCAAACCCAGCCCAAAGAAUCGAACUCCUCUUCAUCAAACUGGACUAAAGAAUCGACGCCUUUGCCCCUGAAUCGCCCCAAAGAGCCGUUUUGUCGUGUCCUGAGCCGAGACGGCAGCAGGGUUCUUCUCUGGCCAUCGGAGAUGCUUAGCUACACCAAAUCUUCACCCUCCAUCUCCUACAGCGUCAACCCUCUCCUGUAUGACUUCAGAGCACAUAACAGGGCCAAGGAGGAGGGUGAGGACAAAAAAGGAGGGCUGGAGGAAGGCAGGGAGAGAAUAAAGCCAUCUGUGAUCAAACAACCCAACUGCCAACAGAGGCAGGAUGAUAUGGAGGGAGGAAGGGAGGUAAAGAUAGAUGAAAGGGAAGAAGAGGAUGAAGGUGGACAGGCAGGAAAUCCUAUGGAACUUGUAGCCCAUUGUAGCGGCAGCAAUGCAGUUCUGGAUCGCUCCGGCUGCCGUGAUGAAAGCGCUUUAAGAUUCGUUCCCGUUUCCGCAGAAUGCCACCUUGCACCGACGCUGGGCCUUCAAAAAAGAGGGAGGAAGAGGAGAAGGAAGAGGAGGGGAGGGGUGAGGAGGGGAAUGAGGAAGAGGGGGAGGAGGAAAAGAGGAGACAAGACAAAUAGAAAAGACACAGAGAAGGGAAGAAAGAUAAUAAGUCUUUCUGUGAAUCAGAUGUUUGAAGGGAGAGGAGAAGAGAGGUUGAAAAGAGAGGGCACCGAAAAAGAAAAAGGGCUAUUAAGUAAUCUUGCAGCGCAUCGGCUGGUAGGAGGGAAAGAAAAGAGGAUGAGGGUAGAAGAGAGAAGGAUAAGAGGAGAUCAGACAGAGCGAGAGAGGGCAGGUAGAAAUGACGAGAAGAGAGGCGAGCCAUUAAGUAAUCUUCCCGUGAAUCGGUGUAAUCGGUGUAACCAGCUGUGUCUGCAGGUGAAAAGGGAGGCCAGCCAGCAUCAAUCCCAGCAAUCAGCCUCCGGGUGGGGCCAGGGGCUCAGAAAGCCCCUCUGCAGGGGUGUAGCAUGUAACUCAGUGAUUAGCCCCGUCCCUGAGUCCGUUAUAGACACGCCAUGCUGUCCUGCAAUUACACCCGACCCUGCUCAGAAUGACAAGGAGACGGGGGAGAUGCACAAAAAUACACAAGCGAGGAGGGAGGUUGGGCAGAGAGAUGAGGAGCAAAGGUAUCAGAGGAAGACAGGGAUAAGAGCGGUUCAGGAUGCCGGAGAAACCGUGUGUAACCUAGCGAUUAGUGGUGUUUCUUUUCCCUGUCGAGUCGCAGCACGCGAGCCAGAAAUUUGUCUUGUUCCCGCACCUCACAGGAAAGCAGCAGGUGAUCCAGCGAUUAGCCUUGUCCCCGCUCCCUUUAGAGAAACAGCGUGCAGUCAAAGACAAACAAUGCCUGCAGGACACAGCGAUCCCGCGUUAGGCCCGGCCCCACGCUGCUCAGCACAACAGACAGAAACAGAACCAAGAAUUAGAUCAGCCUGUGCGGCUAUGACCCUCGCCGGUGAUGCAAUUUCAAAGGAAGUGAUGUCAAAGAGAGCAGCGGCAGCCGGCAAGAGGAAGAGGGAAACGCCGGAGGCUGAGGCAACACCGAGGAAGAAGCGGAAAAGGGGGAGGAGGAAAGCGAGGAGAGUCGUGAGCGUUUUGAAGCAGAGAGCUUGGGCUGGUUUGACCUCUGAGCUCGGCGUCGAUCGGACCUCCUGUACGCAGGACCUCAACAGCAACGAGACCGGGGCACUUACGGCUGAGUGCAGUCCAGAGGAUAAAAACACGGACUGCCACUUCCUCUGCAGGACAAAACACUGUCUGUGUCACAACGCUAACGACAGGGAAGGAACAUUUAGCCGUAACGCCGCUGACAAACUGGAUAAUUGCCUCUGUGACGACAGAGAAGGCCACGCCGCUAAUGGAGGCGAGGAAGAGACGGAGAGCCGGGCUGAGAAAUCUCUCAGUGACUGUAACACCUGCGACACACCACGUGACCGCUGUCAGUGUCGCGAUGCUACGGAUGACGACCAAACGAAACACCCCGACAUCAACGACACAAAUAUCAAGGGUUUGUCUCCCGAUGACGCGGACGGACCUACCUGUAACACACCUGUGGACUUACGUCCAAAUGACUCACUCACCUGCAGCACGCACGCUGACCACUGUCGCACGGAGAGUGAAAACAUGUCCGCUGACACUGACGAGACAACAGCGUUUGGUGGGGGGGCUACAGCUCAGAGCGAUGCCUGUAACACUGCGCACGACCGCAAUGGCCGCUGUAACUGCAAAACCAAUGACGCGUGUAAUCACAACUGCGAUUAUAACUAUACAAAUAAGAAAAGUGGGAGCAUUGAGGAAGAUAAAACCCCACCGCAGGGUCACAUUCAACACCUCUCUGAUUCAGCAAUUGAUUACAGUACCUGCGGCGGUGCCGAUCAGAGCAGGAGAAACGGCGCCGAUGUUAUUGACAAAGGCCGGUGUGAUUAUUCCAUCAGUAAUCACGUCACUGAUUGUAAUAUUGUUGAUAACAAUAGCGGCAGAAAUGAGGCCGGGGAUGUUGCCCUCAUGAGUGUACGUACGAAGCAGAGGGGGGAGGAGGAGAAACAGACGGAGAGGAUGACGGUAAAGGAGAGGCAAGAGGAGUGGUGGAAGGAGUGGGUGAGGAGGAAGGAUAAAGAAAAAGAGGAGAAGGAAAGGGAGAGAAGGAAGGAGGUGGAUCUCUACCCGGAGAAGCGGCCACGUUUUCCCCACGCUCUCCCUCCUCCGCCGUGCAUCCCCCUCCACGCUCCUCUCCUCUUCCCGCCAUCCCUCUCCUCCUCCUCCUCCUCUGCCUUCUCCUUCCAUCACACCAUCAUCCAGCAUCACCUCUCCCUCCUCCCGCCUCCGCCGCACCUCCCCAUCCACUCAUACCCUCAGCUCCUCCCCUCUUUCUCCCCGCACCUCUGUCCCCUCACUCUUAAUCCACCUCCUGCUCCUCCACCGCCUCCCCCGCCUCCCCUGCCGGUCCCUCCCUCUUUCUACACCUCGUCCCCCAUCUCUCUCCUGGAUGCCCCCGGUCCAUAUCCCAUAGCAACGGCGUUCCACCCCGUGCAGAGUCACCACCCAUCUCUGUAUCCCCCGCCACAUCCUGCAGUCUUGCCCUUACAAGUGUUGUUCUGAUUCUUUCUUUUCAUUUUUUUUUUUUGUUUUUUUGUUUUGAAAGCAGCAAAAGAAAUAGACUCAUGAAAGGUUCAUUUUCCUAUUUUCCAAGGAACAAGUUGUCAGCCGGGUUGAGAGCAGCUUUUAUGUGUCAUUACCUGCACACUCCAGAAUGAAACAAGAAGAGGGGAAACAAUUUCAAGAGGACUUAAGUAGAAGAAAACAGAACUGGUCUUUCUUAAAGCCGAACCUCUGGCAACCUCACCGCCCCCUCCAAACACUGUAAGCACUGAUUCACACGUGUGGGGGGGGGGGAAAAGGAAGAAAAUAAAGAUGGGUAAUUAUCUUCAUCAGUCGCAAUCCUGCUCAAAAUGAGCCUCAGGUGUGCAGCCAGCGGGAUCGUGGUGGGGCUACGCAGCUGGGCUCGUUUCCCUCGGCAGAAAUCAGUCGAUGCUCCUGUUUUGCAUUUUAAACCAAUGAUUUGCUUGCAAGGCAUGUUGGAAAUUUUAUGGUUUGUGACUUUAAAAAGACAAAUUCAUCCUUGUACACUCUCAGAUAUCUUCAGUCUGUGAUAAUAAAUGAAGGAUUUUUUUUUUUUUCUUGUUCAAAUUUCCUCCUGAGAGGUUCUACUACUGCUUUUCUGUAUUUCCCUGACUCCUCUUAGAGAUAUAUGUGAACUUGCUGCUCUCAGCUGGUCAUCAUCAUGGAGAGUCAACGACCUGCAUGACGUUUUAAGCGAGCCUCUGUUUUUCUGCUAGAAAUAGACAAAACAGAGGGUUUCCUCCAUCGGUCUCUCUAAAAGGUUGAAACAAGUUCCUGGAGUUUCCUGUCCACAAUUAACAUAAAAAUAAAAAUAUAUCUGCUACUUCAACAUUUGAGCACCUGAUCAUUUUAACAAAGAUAAAACAAUUAUUUGGCCGGUUUUCAGUAACGAAAUGAGUUUUCUUCCACAUUUACUUGGUAUCAUACAAACUGUAAUUAUGAGUUGGAAAAACGCAUCAGCGUCCUUGUUGCUAUUCCAAGUGAGAGAUGCUGGGACGUCGUGAUGGCUACGAUAUCUCCCACUUGGCAACUAGUGAGCUAGUGGCAGGAAAGCCUCCAUAACUGGGAGUUACAUAAAUAAAAUCCAGAAUUAAAGGGGAGCUCCGCUGAUUUUACACAUCAAAGUCCAUUUACAAGUCAUGGGGAGUGCUACUGCAUAUGUGAAAUAAGUUUUGUGGCUCCAGAGGGAGCUGUGUGAAGUCUGAUGAACUGGGGCGUCGGCUGGGGCUGAAGUUUGAAAAGAAAAAAUAAAAUAAAUAAAUGUGGGGAUGUGGAGUUAAAAAGAAGUGAGCUUACCAGACCUCUGCAGCCUGCUCUUUAUCUGAGGCUAGCAAGCUCCCGGCUACACCGGCCGCUACCGUAACACACCCAAAUCUCUGACUUAACUGUCAGCGGUCAACUUGCAUUGUGGGUAAUGUGAGUGGCAGGUUUUGAUAAGGGAGACGAAGAAUUAAAAAGAUGUCGUCUCUGGUUCUACUGCACUCAUUUUAACUCUCUAAUAAAAUCAGUUGAGCUCAUUUCACGUCACUUAAUGAACCACUACAAAAUAUAACAUAACAAUAAUGGCUCAUUUAGACGUUAUUUUCAUUUAUCUGAGGUGAGGAGCCUCUCAGCAGCUGUACGAGCCUCGUGGGAGCUCUAGUUACCUGAGUGGCAGCAAAAUGAUAUUUUUCUUUUUUGAAAUGAUGAGCUGUUUUGAUUUUAUUGUUCAGUACAGUAGUAAAUACCCAUUUGGCUCAAAAUGUGGACACAAAAAACACAACAUCUUGAUUUAGCUUUUCAGAAAGUGCAAAUUCAUAAAGAAUUUUUUUUAAAAAGGCCUUAACCUCCUAAGACCCGAGCUCUAUUCUUUGCUAUAUAGGCUGAUUGGGACCUGAGAAAAAUGAUGUCCACAUAUGAGGACAUUAGUUUUAAAUUUCGAUUACUGAGUGGCAGUAUAAUAUCCUCAUAUGUGGUCACCAGGCCCUUGUUGAGAAAAAGUUAGUAUUGUGGUCUAGAGAACCCAAAAUGUGAGGUCCACAUAUGUGGACGCCAGGUCCUAGGAGGUUAAUGAGAAUUUAUAUUAAGUUGUGGUUUCUUUGCUUUUUCUAUGCAGAGAGGGGUGUUAUGGGUAACUGUAGGUCUCAUGUGAGGUCACCUGAGCUUCAGGUGUAUACUUCAUUUAUAAUCCAUACAAGUAUAAAAGAAACGUCUGAGCAGCAUCCAUACAAAUUCAAUCUCAGUUCACAAAAAGCACAUCUCUCAAACUUCAGCCCCGCCGUGUCCUUAUCUCUUUCUUCAUUCAAAGUAUUUCGUCUGAAUCCAGUUUGUUUUUGGUGUGUUGCUCCACAACUCUCUGCAUAAAGGCCAUUGAGAGAAGAAUGAGAGAAAAGUUAAUUGGUGAUAAUGGUUGGAAAAAAAAAAAAAGCUACAGGAACACCUCAGAAAAAGAAAGAAAAAAUCUUUUGUAAAAACAUUUUGUUUUCUCUUUAAGCUGAAGCAGUGGCAUUUUAAAACGGAGGUUUGAUUGAUGUGUAGCGGAGCAUAGAAAACAGAAAAUACUAUUAGUUUGCAGUAUGGAAAUGGGAUAGUGCAAAGAUGCUGUCAUUAGUGUAUUAUUUGGUAUGUUCGCUUCUUCUGUAAUGAAUAUUUCUCCUGCGUGGGUGCUGAGUCAGAGCAGACUGUGGAGUUUAGAAAUGAGCCUUUGCUCUUUGAUUUUGAGGGACUGACUCCAGCCACCGACCUUUACUCCUGAUGUUUUCGACUGUUGAUUUUCUGCCAUCUCACUCUGUAACAGCUGCACUAAAAAUACCCCCAAUGUGUGGGGAUAACUUUACAUUUAGUGACUCACCCAAAGGAAACAAAGGCCAAGAAGCGCGCGCACACACACACACACACACACACACACACACACACACACACACACACACACACACAGUGAUUCAGCACGUCGUGUGACUUGCUCGGCUUCAAUAGUGCCGUUCCCCCGGGAGGAGGUGUUCGUGGAGAGAGAUGAGUGGUGAAGAAAUGUAGGAGGAUUUGAUUGUCAGGCAAUCAUGAAACAACCUUUUUUUGAUUAAAGCUCCCCCCCACCCCCCCACCCCUCCACCCCUCCCCCACCCCUCCACCCCUCCUGUUGUCACUCGUGGGUUGCUUGUUGCAGUGUGACAGGUGAAUUUCCGCUUUGGGUUCUGCGACAAAGCAACGUGCAUUGUGUCUAUUCACUCAAAUGCAGGAAGUAGAGAGUGUUUCUUCCUACUGGCACUUUUCUAUCUGAGCAGCCCCUCAGGGUGGAUUUUUUUUUUCCUUUAAAGCUAGGUGGGGGGGUGGGGGUGGAUCCACCCUUCUCCUUCCUUCAGAUUUUUCCUCUUUUCAGUCUUAACGCUCCCCACUUUGUGCCAUGUGCGGCAGAAAUACCUCAUAAUUAACAAAGCGUGACCGCCCUGUGUCUUCAUAACUCCAGAGAGCGGCUGCUGUCACACUCAAGACUCUCGGAGGUGUGAAUGGCAGGAGUAACAAUGAGGGAAGAGCGGAAUAACUCCCACACUUACAAACACAUUUGUUUUUCUUAGACGUCUUCUCUCACUCCUCUGAAUUUGAACAUCUGGCUGCGAUGGCUUUGGGGCAUAACUGGCAGCGUCUAUCCAUCGCAGCAACUGUGUUAUUCUGGGGCACAAUGACAAACAAAGAAAGUAAAACAAAGAGAAAUAUGCAGGAAAACUGGACUGUUUGUGGACGGAUCAACAUCCUUACUCGCACUGCAAAAUACUUUGGAGGUAUUAGUCCCAGAGGCCUGGACACACACAGUUUCAUCAUUACAGAUUUCAGUUGCAGCUGCGGACUCCUCACCAGAUGAUCCCCAAGUAUGCUGGGCAUGUCGCCAUGGUGACACUACGGAGCCCACGGUGGCACACUUGCAGCUUUUUGCUUCUUGCUUUAUGAUUUUAUGAUUUAAGAUUUAGUGACAUGAAGCUCACCAUUUCUUCUACUUACAGCUGCGGGUGCAGGAAAACACCACAAUCAUAUUCAGCUGGUGUCACUCACUCACUCACUCACUCACUCACUCACUCACUCACUCACUCACUCACUGUAGCUCUGUACCAUGAGGGGUUUGAAACCAUAUGUUCCCUGUGAGCAUAUGGUUUUAUUUAUUAUUGUGAUAAAACGGUGUAAAUUAGAGAAUAAAAAAAAAAGCUGUUAUUAAAUGUAUUUUUGUAGAGAAACCUCAGUUGAAUGAGGCACAGUUUUUGUAUAUGUCCUCUGAUGCUAUAUUAGCUAGUAAAUGAACUCCGCACCUAUUUAAUUUGUCCUCUUGUUAAGCUGUUGUACAUAUGUUCGUUAAGGACCUCGUAGUCAUUUGAUGGGUUUAAAAGGCCACGUUUAAGUUACAUCAGAAAGCAGUUUUUCCCGGUUUUGUCAAAGAAAUGUCUUGAGAUCCUGAUAAACUAAUAUUUGGCUACAUCCUUUGUGUAAUCUAAUUUCAGCAGACUCAUAUCCACAGAUGUUAUCCCUGCUAAUAUAAUAGGUCUAGUAAAUCCAUGGAGGAAAACAAAUUACUCUGGAAAUGGAAAUAAAUCAGUAGACUUGA
Molecule: messenger RNA, 9393 nt
Organism: Seriola aureovittata
Lineage: Eukaryota; Metazoa; Chordata; Actinopteri; Carangiformes; Carangidae
Exons: 5
Coding region: 9-4805 (1598 amino acids)
Cellular component (GO): nucleus
Source: RefSeq, a predicted model, not a curated record